AUGGAGACGGAGACGGACGGUUGGAUUUGGCGGGUCACCGUUGCCGAGGACAAGAUCCUACAAGUCGCAGCCCAACAUCAGGCCGCGAAAGCUCCAGCCCCUGCGAAAACGUUCAGCGGGGGGCACGAGCUGGCGCUUUCCUCUUUGCCCCGCACCACUGUCAGGCAGCCGGGGGAGCACAACCAGGCGCUAUUGAAAGCCUCCCAAACGCCCGUUGACGCACCAGUCGGAGAGUUCGGACAGCAACUUGAAGAGGAUUUUCACGGGGUGGUUCGGAAAUGGGGGACGGAGCGGCACGAAAAGAAGCUGUACAACCACGUAGGUCUUGUCGAACUGCUCGGCAUUGCGGACGUCAGAAAAGGUACGGGUGUUGCUGGCAACCGGGGGUACUACUUGAAUAGCGCGGGCGUGCUGCUGAACCAGGCGCUGAUUAACUCGGGGCUGGCGUUCCUGGUCAAGCGUGGCUUUACACCGCUGCACACACCCUUCUUCAUGAAGCAGGACGUCAUGGCGGAAUGCGCGCAGCUUGCGCAGUUCGAUGAGGAUCUCUACAAGGUGUCAGGCGAGGGGGACGACAAGUACCUGAUUGCCACGUCAGAGCAACCGUUGUGUGCAUACCAUCGGGGGGACUGGAUGGACGCGAAAAGCCUGCCCAUCAAGUACGGGGGGUACUCCACGUGCUUCCGCAAGGAGGCCGGCAGCCACAGGCGGGACACGCUGGGUAUCUUCCGCGUGCACGAGUUCGAGAAGGUGGAGCAGUUCGUGCUGACCAGCCCGCUGGAGAACGCGUUGUGGGAGAUGCACGUGGAGAUGCUCAAGAACUCAAUGGACUUCGACCAGGCGCUGGAGCUGCCGUACCGGGUCGUUUCUAUCGUGUCAGGCGCGCUGAACGACGCUGCGGCCAAGAAGUACGACCUCGAGGCGUGGUUCCCGGCGUCUAAAGCGUACCGAGAAAUCGUGUCAUGCUCAAACUGCACGGACUACCAGUCAUGGAGGCUUGAAACACGUUAUGGGAUCAAGAAGGUGAACGACCCCCAGAAGCACUACACGCACGUGCUCAACUCGACGCUGACAGCAACGCAGCGCACGCUGUGCUGUUUGCUGGAGACGCACCAGACUCCAGACGGCGUCAAGGUCCCCGCGUGUCUGCAACCGCUGGUGGUGCUGGACCUUCAUCCCGUUCGGCAAGAAGAAGGAGCUGGAGAUGAAGGGCAAGCAGAAGGCUCUGUCCGACUCGGAGCUGCGCCGCUGGCUAAGGACACGUGGCCUCUGCUGCCAUGUGGUCUGGUGCCGGGACAACCUGACGCUGCACCCAGGCGAGCAGGAGCCAAGCGCUGCGCAGCUUAACGGGAGACAAUACGAGAGUAGAGAGAUCGUACGCGGGAAGGUAUGAGACGAUCGAGAGCUUCUUGAGCAGAAUGGACAGCAAUUCGACUUUGCUGCGGAAGUUUCAAGCUCUUUGGUUACUCAUGAGAGUCACAAAUUAGAGAGUCAAAUUUGCGAUGAAAGGCCCGCAAACAUUAGAGAGGUGCUCGGAUGCAGGGACCACCGAGAAUUGAUGUUUGUGCAUGCAGUUCUGACGCUCAGUCACAGGUGAAUACAAUGCUUGCUCGGCCAGGUGUCAAAACACAGAAGGUUGUUCAAAUAGAUGCGCGGUCACUGCCGUUACUCGUAAGUAGUCGUACAUCAGAGUACCGCCCAAAAUGGGGCAGGCUCCACAGGGGAUCAAGUUAUGGAAAAUUGGAAACCAGAGCUGUGUAGUCCGGCUUCAUUUAAUGCAUCCGAUGAAUGCGAA
Klebsormidium nitens is the source of this 1795-nucleotide messenger RNA. NCBI's taxonomy places the organism in Eukaryota, Viridiplantae, Streptophyta, Klebsormidiophyceae, Klebsormidiales, Klebsormidiaceae. The record is from the annotation of a GenBank genome assembly.